GCGCAUUUCUCUUUCCGAUUGCUGUGUUUAGUACAACGUCGGAAUGGGUGCUCUUGUGUACUGCUUUCUUGUCGUGGUCUUUGUUGGGGCUCAGGCCUUUCAGCCGAACCGAGGAGACUCUCAACUGCAGCAGAUGAUGAAAACGUUCGCUGACGAGAUGAAAAAAACGUUCGCUGACGAGAUGAAGAAAACGUUCGCUGACGAGAUGAAGAAAACGUUCGCUGACGAGUUAGAGACACUAAAGCAGGAAAUUGAGGUAAGCCGGGAUGGUCGGGACGGCGCGCCGGGUCGGGACGGGGCGGCGGGAAGAGACGGGCAGCCGGGACCACAGGGGCCGAUAGGACCGAGGGGCGACAUCGGGCCGGAGGGACCUCCUGGGGAGAAGGGAGAGACAGGAGCGGACGGGAACGGAGGCAGUUCCGUGUACAUCCGCUGGGGAAGGACAACCUGUCCGAAUGACACCGACACGUCACUCAUUUACGAUGGCAUCGCUGGAGGCACACUCUACACCCACAGCGGAGGCGGCGCCAACUACGUCUGUCUACCGAAGGAUCCUGAGUGGGGAGUCUUCACGGAUGGAAACCAACGAACUGCGUACAUGCAGGGCGCGGAGUAUGAACUGAACAAUGGAAUCAACCCAUUCCCAGGCGCCUCCCUCCAUGAUCACGACGUCCCCUGCGCCGUCUGCCACGUGGCGUCUCGCGGCUCCAAGCUGAUGAUCCCCGCCCGUCUCAGCUGCCCUAGCGGCUGGACCCGGGAGUACAGGGGUUACCUCAUGACUUCCUAUUAUAAUCAAUACCGCACUGAGUUUGUCUGCAUGGACGGGGAGCCCGAAGCCAGGCCCGGCGGACACAUAAACCACAACGGCGCGCUGUUCUACCCAGUGGAAGCCAACUGCGGGUCCCUGCCGUGUCCCAACUACGUGCAGGGCCGUGAGCUGACCUGUGUGGUCUGUACCAAGUAACGGUCCUGUCGUCAACGACAUGAAACCACAGCUCAAGAUUCACAAAUUAGACAUGAAG
Messenger RNA from Branchiostoma belcheri (Belcher's lancelet), 1022 nucleotides. RefSeq lists its product as uncharacterized. The transcript is spliced from 5 exons. Lineage: Eukaryota; Metazoa; Chordata; Leptocardii; Amphioxiformes; Branchiostomatidae. The record is from RefSeq and is a predicted model, not a curated record. The coding region runs from base 44 to 964 and encodes 306 amino acids.